This is a messenger RNA of Puntigrus tetrazona (Sumatra barb), 1782 nucleotides long. RefSeq names its product long-chain fatty acid transport protein 1-like. The annotation marks the transcript as partial. NCBI's taxonomy places the organism in Eukaryota, Metazoa, Chordata, Actinopteri, Cypriniformes, Cyprinidae. The transcript is spliced from 11 exons. The record is from RefSeq and is a predicted model, not a curated record. Gene Ontology annotation, molecular function: long-chain fatty acid transmembrane transporter activity; long-chain fatty acid-CoA ligase activity.
CUGGCACUAUGGCAUCAUAUUCGUCACCGAAACACCAUACCCUCCAUCUUUGCACAAACCGUGGCUCGGCACCCGGACAAGCCCGCGCUUGUGUACGAAGCCACAGGAGAAACGUGGACUUUCUCCCACUUAGAUCAGAUCUCCAAUGCUGUGGCCCAAUGGGCUCUGAGCCAGGGCUGGACCUCAGGAGAUGUGGUGGCCCUGUUCAUGGAGAGCCGGCCGCUCCAAGUGGCCCUCUGGCUGGGCCUGGCCAAAGUAGGCGUCGAGGCCGCUCUGAUCAACUUUAACCUCCGACGGGAUUCACUCCUGCACUGCAUGGGGGUGUCAGCAUCCCGAGCGCUGGUUUUCGGAGCAGAGCUAGCAGACGCGGUGUAUGAAGUGAGCUCCUCUUUGAGUGAGAGUAUGGUGCGGUUCAGCACGGGAGACCUCAGACCAGACCAGAUGGCCGCUCUGAAAUGUCACCCCCUUGACUCCAUUCUGGCAUCGGCCCCUCGAAACCCACCACUCUGUACCGUGUCCAAGGGCUUCAAUGAUCGUUUGUUCUAUAUCUACACUUCUGGCACCACAGGACUCCCAAAAGCUGCUAUAGUGGUGCACAGUCGAUAUUACAGGAUUGCUGCUUUCGGCUACCAUUCUUUUCGAAUGCAGCCAGAUGACAUUAUCUAUGAUUGUUUACCCCUCUACCAUUCAGCAGGUAAUAUUAUGGGGGUUGGCCAGUGUUUGAUUCACGGUAUAACCGUGGUGGUCAAGAAGAAGUUCUCCGCGAGUCGCUUCUGGGAAGACUGCAUCAAACAUCAUCAGAUGGAGAGAUUUAAGUCAUUCAUUCGUCUGUCUGUGCUUUCAGGGAUCACCGUGGUGCUGAGGAGGAAGUUUUCUGUGUCUGAGUUUUGGAACGACUGUCGGGAACACGAGGUGACGGUCAUCCAGUACAUCGGAGAGGUCAUGCGUUACUUGUGCAACGCACCCAAGAGCGAGCGUGAGCGGGAUCACCGUGUGCGUCUGGCUCUGGGGAUCGGCAUCCGAGCGGACACAUGGGAGGACUUCCUGCGCCGCUUCGGGAACGUGUGCAUCUGUGAGUGCUACGGAGCCACCGAAGGAAACAUCGGAUUCAUCAACUACACCGGGAAGACCGGCUCCAUCGGGAGAGUGACCGCCAUCCACAAGAUGCUCACCCCUUACGCCUUCAUUCGUUUUAAUCCGGAGACGGAGGAGCCGCUGCGAGACUCUAACGGACUCUGUGUGGAGGUCUCUCCAGGUGAAACCGGGCUGCUGGUGGCAAAGAUCAAUAAGAUCGCUCCGUUCAGUGGUUACGCUAAAAACCCGGCGCAAACAGAGAAGAAGAAGCUGAGGAACGUCUUUAAGAGAGGAGAUGUGUACUUCAACACCGGAGAUCUCAUAUUAGCCGACCGCGACGGCUUCCUUUACUUCCAGGACCGCGUUGGAGACACGUUCCGAUGGAAAGGAGAAAACGUGGCCACGACUGAAGUGUCUGAGGUUUUGCUGAUGCUGGAUUCUGUGGAAGCUGCAAACGUCUACGGUGUGAGAGUAUCAGGUCAUGAGGGACGGAUCGGGAUGGCAGCUCUCAAACUCAGAGACGGGAAGGAGUUUGACCGAUCUGCUACAUACACACACCUGAAGAAGCUCCUGCCGGCCUACGCCAGACCUCACUUCAUCAGGAUACAGGUCACACACACACAUGAACACACCCAAGAACACUCCAUAAUACACACCCAUGAACACACACACACACUCACUGUCUCACACACUAUCACUCACACUCUC